AUGUCGUCGGCGCGAAAUCCAGGAGCUGUGCCUGCGACACCAAGGGUUAUCUCUCCAUCGCCGACCCCAUCAGAAGACAGAGCCUCAUCAAGAUCGCGGAACGAUUAUUCGGCACCGACAACACGUUCGGCAGCCCGACGGCGGCAGCGCCUUGACGAGGUUACAGAAGAGAGUCAGGAUGUGACGACAGAUUCUUCACCAACGCGAUCACGUCGACGCAAAUCUAGAUCGAAGGCGUCUAAAUCUGAAGAAAUUGAGGCUUUAACAGCGCGAACGAACGGCCACACGCCGCAGACCAACGGCUACCUCUCUCCAUUGUCGAAAGCUGACGGCACCCGGCUCGUCGACAGUAUCUCGCGAUCACCUUCCCCACUCGGCCUAAUCCCUCUACACACGCGAUAUCGGAACUUUAUCCACCGCCAUGAGAUUCCGCGGAAACUCCUUCACGUCUCGAUCGGAUUCCUGACACUUCACCUGUACAGCCGUGGUAUCCAAACACACCAGAUCACCCCGUGGCUCUUUUCAACUCUCGUCCCGAUUGCCGCCACAGAUAUCCUGCGUCACCGGUCUGAGAGGAUCAACAAGAUCUAUAUCCGAUGCGUGGGUGCACUCAUGCGCGAAACCGAGGUCUCUGGCUACAACGGCGUGAUCUGGUACCUGGUUGGCGCAUAUACUGUCCUUCGCUUCUUCCCCAAGGACAUUGGGGUUAUGGGCGUCCUUCUCCUCUCCUGGUGCGACACUGCCGCCUCCACUUUUGGCCGAAUCUACGGCCGUUACACCUACAGCCUGCGUAAGGGAAAGAGUCUUGCGGGCACUCUAGCCGCCUGGGCUGUCGGCGUUGUCACCGCCGCCGCUUUCUGGGGCUGGUUCGUUCCAUACGUCGGAACCUUCCCCAGUGACCCGGAAGGCGCUUUUCUAUACACCGGCCGUAUCAACCUGAUACCGGACCCAGUGAAGCGUCUAAUCGGCUGGUCGGUAACAUCAUAUACCGAGAGCAGCACGGUUAUCACCGGCUCGCUAGCACUAGGCGUCAUGAGCGUUGUCUCCGGCGUCGUCGCUGCAGGCUCCGAAUUUAUUGAUCUUUUCGGUUGGGAUGACAAUUUCACCAUCCCCGUCUUGAGCGGUAUUGGGCUAUGGGGUUUCUUGAAGGUUUUUGGGUGA
Molecule: messenger RNA, 1161 nt
Organism: Aspergillus puulaauensis
Lineage: Eukaryota; Fungi; Ascomycota; Eurotiomycetes; Eurotiales; Aspergillaceae
Product: diacylglycerol/polyprenol kinase family protein
Exons: 1
Coding region: 1-1161 (386 amino acids)
Biological process (GO): phosphatidic acid biosynthetic process
Cellular component (GO): endoplasmic reticulum membrane
Molecular function (GO): ATP-dependent diacylglycerol kinase activity
Source: RefSeq, a predicted model, not a curated record